Molecule: messenger RNA, 3568 nt
Organism: Pocillopora meandrina
Lineage: Eukaryota; Metazoa; Cnidaria; Anthozoa; Scleractinia; Pocilloporidae
Source: the annotation of a GenBank genome assembly
AUGAUGGGCCCACGGAGUGCUAACAGUAGGCACAAGAUUUACACAAUUAUUUUCUGGAAUUUUCCUUUUCUUUCCCACGUCGUUCGAGAUGAGCAGUUUCCCUUUCAUGGUAAUGGCUUCAAAUCUUCAUCAUAUAAGUCACGAUAAGGGCUUUCCAUGGUUGUAUAUUUUUGCUUUUGACAUUGAGAGACAAGAGUAUUCUUCAUCGUUCUGUUUACUCUUCAUUCCAGGUGGUUUUAAGCAUCAUAUGUGUAAUCACUCUUUUCCCGAGUAACGUGCCAUCACAUGAUCUCGGGAACGAACGAAGAUCCAACGAGACCAAGCCGAGCUUCAGGCAAAGUAGCCCCCUUCUACCCCGAUUCCACAAGCAUCGGAUAAAGAAUAACAAGCCAGCAGUUUACACCAAAGAAGCAUCACCCAUAACGUUAACCCAACGUCCAACGAACAGCAGGCGAAUUCGUCUUUUUGGCCGAAUAGGACUGUUUCUUCAUUGUAAUGCAAACGGAACAGUUUCUGGUUCUUUGAAUCGACACAGUUCAUAUGGUGAGUAUUUCAGGCUUUCUGAGUUUAUAAUCUGUUUUUUUUUUUUUUUAGUCUGGAUACAAUUGCAACGUGUAUUGCCAGUGUCUGACCGAUUAUUAAUGUACAUUUGUUUCAAUUAAGUCGAAAGAUUGUUUUUAUAAGUCAUUAACAGUGAGCAAAUUAAGUUCUAAUUUCCUCCCGCAUAAGUAUCCUUCCCAGCUGUGGGUUAGAGAACUGAGAAACAACAACGUCACAAUUUUUAAUGCGGAAUUUAACACGAAAACGCAUUACUGAUUCGUUAGUGCCGUUAGUUAUUCACUGAGUGGAAAUUCGCCUCAAAGACGCUUAGCUUGAGCUGCCAACCGAAGCUACCUGUACUGCGAUUUCCCGUACAAUUUUCCCGAAAACCCCUCUGUUUCUCAGAGAAAAAAAGUUGUGAAACUAUUUCGGUUAGAGCAUUCAUCUUUACUUUAAGGAAUGCACGAAUGUAUGGCGCAAAACUAUGAGCUCCUUGAAUCAAUUUAUUUUUUUUAAGGGAAAUCUUGAACCUUGUGAACAAUAUUGUUUGAUAUCAAUACCAAGGUCUCCAAACGAAUUUUAAGUAAUGGAAAUAAACGAUCGCCGUGGGACCAAUGAUUAAUAAAAAUUCUAGAAGUGUUCAUCAGCCACUGCCAAAUUCAUGACAACCUACACUGCGAUCUUAUUAUCUCAAACAAAGUCAUGACCAACAUGACUGUGCUAAACAUGAUAAGAAAAGGUGCCUACUCAUUCACACAAAGAAGCAGGAGUAGCAAAUAUAACGGCAUCGAACUCACACAGUUAAAUUCAAGUUCCCACUGCAAAAGCCGCUUUAUAAGAAAACCAAUUACCACACGCUACACGGAGGGAUGGAGACAUAUUUCAAUUAAUGUUUUAAUCACUAUUUUAAUGCACAAAUACAGAUCAUACCGGUUUUUCUCACGAAAUAGAAUGAUCUUUAUUUAGAACUGACCCAAAAGGCGCUCAAGAGAUCAAGGAAUGAAAAGUGGUCGUAAUCUCAAAUCUUACACGUCUUUAAACGGUUGUUUGUCAAUUCAAAAGAGCAAUAAUGAAUGAUAUAAACCCGUUUGAAUUUGCAUGGGGAGUUUUUGCUGUUCCCUUAAAGCCUUACAGGAGUCGCAUAGGACACGUGGCAAACAACGAACAAAGAGUGAAGGGGGAGGAGAGGGGAGGGAGUUUUUUUUUUCCUUUCAUUUCGCUCCAAUCUCGGCUUCACUCACGUAAAUCCCACUUGGGUAAACGGAAAUGGGAGCGACUGCUGUGCAGGCAAAUUAAGACAUCCGGUUUCAAGCCGAUUUUCUGUUUUGUUUUUCCCUGAUCCCCAGCGGUACUGCUGGUGGGAAUAAAUUAUAGCAAAUACCAAGGUCCUUUGAAAUCCCUUAACAAGAAAUUAAAAAUUAAAUUCAAAAUUUAAACGCUCUUUAAGCUAUUGACAACUUUGAGUUUGUCCUUUAUGUAGUUUGUUUUGUGCAUGAACUAGUUUACUAGAGCAGUAUGUUCUUUGGCUCAAUCUCGAGCAUGUAAUCGGGAUCCUCCUAUGUAGACUGAUACUCGAGUCAUCCGUGCCCUUCGGUUUUGCCAAACCUCCCCCUUAAUAGAAAGUGUCUACUUGAACGGAAAGUCGCUCGAUACUCGCAAGCGUUCGGCAAACUUCGUCGGUACAUCGUGUAAAAAGGACGGAAAAAUUUUAUUAAAAGGCAAAGUGUAUCAUGUAAGAUUCGAUUGGAGCUUAUCCUAGAGUUGCCAUUCUGAGCAGUGUGUUAGCCACUCCUGAUGUAUUUCAGCUUGUUCCACGCUACUGUCAAUGAUAAGAACGGAACUGCGACCGAUCGAUCUCCGCUGGUUUUCGCCCUUGCCCCUGCCCCUGCCCCUGCCCCCACACCCAACCCCGCCUUUUGGUCCGCCUCCUCCGAUCGAGAGCUAAGACUGGAUAUAGAUCGCGAAUGAAGCAAGAUUGAUUCCUUAGACUAAAACUGAAGUAUCUCUGUCUCGCAGUAAAAUUUGAGCUCCAGUCGUUUGGUCCAAGUGUUGUUCGAAUCCGAAGCAUUGGAACUGGGAAGUUCUUCGCAAUCAACUCUAAGGGAAUCCUGCAUACAAUCGUAAGUAGAGGAAGUUUAUUUUAUGUAAUAAGCUCAGUUAUGCAUGCAUUCUGAUUGGUUCUCACUUAUGAUCUAUUGGGAGGACAGACGUAUAGGUGACGUCAUCAUUUAAACUUUUUAAAUUCUUUAUUAUAUAAAACAAGCACAUCAGUGACACACUCGGCUACGCCUCGUGUGCCACUUUUUUGUUCUUACCACAUUUUAACGUCAUCUGUGAUCUAUUACUGAACAGACGCACGGCAAAUUGGAAUCUAUUUGUUAAAUGAGGCAUACCCAUACCAAAGCACAACACAGACGACGUCGUUUAUGAAACAAUACGAAAUUGUUGUUGUUAAUCUGUUUUCUAAUUUUUCCCCUUCUUCUCGUAUAUUUAAUUGUGUACGAUAAGCUGACUUACACACGCAUUUUGACCGGUUUUUGUUUAUGAUCUAUUGACGGUCAGAGUAUAGAUGAAGUCACUACAUUUUGAAGUCAUCUGCGAUCUUUUACUGAGCGGACGUACGGAAACACUUUCCAUUUACCAAAGUUACUCAUUUUUUUGUUUCAUGUUAUCCUCGUCCUCUGCCGCUUGACUACAAAUUGCUUAUUCUAUUUUUAUAGUAUUUUUUCAUUAGGUUUCAAUUCCUUUGAUGACCUUUUGGAACUCUCCAUAUCAAUUGUAGGUAUCUCCUUUUCUUUUGCAGGGAGAAGCAACAGACGAAUGUUUAUUCUAUCAAAACCACGAAGAGAACCUCUUUCUAUCGUUCGCCUCUUUUAAGUAUUACAUGAAAGAACAUUACGACAUGUUUAUCAGUAUAAAACGAAACGGAGAAGUAAAACAAGCUACUUCCACUCUUCCCGGACAGGACAGUAUUCAAUUCAUCGCCCUAAACAGCGACAGCUUGAGAUUGGCUCGACUCCACAAUUGA